Molecule: messenger RNA, 3946 nt
Organism: Haliotis rufescens (red abalone)
Lineage: Eukaryota; Metazoa; Mollusca; Gastropoda; Lepetellida; Haliotidae
Product: PDZ and LIM domain protein 3-like
Exons: 9
Coding region: 123-1244 (373 amino acids)
Biological process (GO): muscle structure development; heart development; actin cytoskeleton organization
Cellular component (GO): filamentous actin; stress fiber; adherens junction
Molecular function (GO): actin binding; muscle alpha-actinin binding
Source: RefSeq, a predicted model, not a curated record
UGCAAAAGUUUGUUUCUACCGAAGCCGUCCCCUCACUGGCGAGGAGUUGGAUAAAGCUGCGAAGUGGCCCAUCGACUUCGAGUACUUACGUCGGACCCGCUACCGUUGUCACAGACGUCGUCAUGAGUAACAUCGAAUUUCAGCCAGCUGAGACAAUGACGGUCCAACUGGGCCGUCCAGAUUCCGGUACCCCCUGGGGAUUCCGUUUGCAGGGUGGGACGGACUUUAGCACCCCUCUCUCAGUGCAAGUUGUCCAGCCAAACAGUGUGGCUGAGCAGUGUGGCCUUCUGGCAGGGGACGCCAUCUUGAGAAUCAACGCUGAAAACACAGACAACUUGACACAUGAAAAUGCCAAAAUGGAAAUAGUGCGCUCAGGGAAUAACAUCGACAUGCUCGUUGCCAGGGGGGCGGUCAAGAUCUGGAAGCCACAAGUCACACCACUGUCCUCACUCCGACCAGCCGAACUCAAACCGAUUGUAUCAGCAACAGGAGAAGAGUUUGUUCCUGUACAGAAGACGUCCCUCGUCAUGAACAAGCCCGAGUCUGAACCAUGCAGAAUAGGCAGCACUCACAAUCGGGCAGCGAAGCCAUUCGGCGCUGCAGCAGCAGGUUCCACCAAGAGUGCAACGCCAAAUGUCGUCCAUUCACAGUAUAACACUCCCAUUGGGCUGUACUCCGCGGGCAACAUCGCCUCCACCUACUCUUCACAGACGGCUGGUAUACAACGCGAGAUGGAGAAGUUGGAUGUGAGUGAGUCUGAUGUGGGGUCGAGGAUGACUGGGACCUACCAACCCGUGACUAAGGAUCAGCCAGGUCAGGAGAGUGCACGCUACCAGGAGACAGAGGAGGGCCAGGAACCCGAAUAUAAGGGCUACACUAACCCGCAUGUUCAAUCACGCACGUUCAAAGCCCUGCAGGAUAACUUAGAACAGCAGGGCGAGAUGCCACAAUCAGGAGCAGGAUUCCGGUCCGUGAAGGCGCCGACAGCUCUCCCCGCAAGUCAGAAGAAACCCCAACAACCGUCCAUGAGAUGCGGGGGUUGUGACAUGCUUGCUACGGGUGUGAUUGUGAAAGCUAAUGGAGUCCCUUACCAUGUGGGCUGUUUCAAGUGUGCGGCAUGUGGUAUGAACCUCAAACAGAAAGGUUACUUUGUGGUUGAGGAGAAGCUGUACUGUGAGACCCACGCCAGACAGAGGGCCCAGGCUCCAGGGCCAGACAUGGUGUCUGUACCUGUCUACAGGUAAAUAUUUUGUGGAAGAUGAUCAAAUUGUGUGCAAGAAGUCCUCCCAGACCAACUACCAGCCCGGCCUGUCAUCCCUAUUUCCUUCCAUAGACUAACCAGUCAUAGUAGAUAGAAGAGUUCACUAGCAGAUAAUGGGGAUGAUAAGAUGAAAAAGGCAUUUCAAUAGUACAGAAGCUAGCGAGACCUCAGCUUUAAUCCCCUAGUUGUCUCCUCUAUCUGCUGAAGUUAGACAGGGUUGUCAUCAAAAUCAUCCUCAUCCCACUUGAAGUUUGUUUACUCUGUUUUACUUUCAUUCCUUGUGUUACAAGUAUGGUACACCUGUUGACGAAGGGUGCCAAGAGAUCUGAUAUUUUUGUCAUUACAUAUCAACAAAUUUUAGUUUGUUACAGACAUUUUAUUUGGGAAAUCUGUUUUUGUUUGGGUUAUCCCAACAAUUGUUUUACGGUUGAUACAUUCAGGUAAUAUUUAUGUGCACUGAAAUCUUAGAAAUUUCCUUAUGUCUGGAGUCAACGACUGUUUCUCUAUUAAAUAGAUUUGGCAAUUAUUUUACUAAUCACAAAUCAACAAAUUCAUUGGGGGCAGAGUUGAAAAAGAUGAAGCUAUGGUGAAAAAAAGAAGACUUUUUCAUUUCGGGACAAAUGUGCUAAAUUAUCUUUCCCAACAAUUAGUUUUACCAAGGCCCUAUUUUUCAAAGCAAUCGUCAAAGUACCACUGUCAAACGCUUUUUGUAGCUCUGUGAUUGCGUUGUGGAAUUGUAUUUUCACCCCCCUAACCCCUGAUGAAGUGCCAGUGUAUUUAACUGUUUACAAUUAUCAACAUGACAUAUUUUAACUGCAUUAUUGUGGUUUGAUAUCUUUCAUUCCAUUAUAAAAAGUAAUUAUUGUGCAAACUGGAAGAUAAAUUCAACAACUGCUAAAAACCUUGUUGACAUAAUUCAUUAUCAUGUUCCACCGGCUCUAUGCAGAGCCCUGUGAGUGUUAAGGGUUCACCUUGUUUUUUCCUGCGUUUUUGACCUGCAAUUUGUUCAGAACCGAAGUUUUAUUUUUUAGUUGUAAACAAUGUUAUGUUUAUUUUUUGCUCAAACAACUUCAACAACUCUGAUGGUGUCUAACUGUUUACACAUUACUGGUUUGUGUUUUGUGAUGCAGUGUUCAAGGAAAUGAGUCCCGACAAAGAUAUGUUGAUUGAAAGAAAACAACAAACAGAUAAAAAUAAUCAGUAGGUCUGCUAACCCCAGGAUGAAAGUUAAUUGUACGUUUAGCAGGGUUUCAAAUCCUCGCCUGCUUUUUCCCAUCAUCAGUUUCUAGUAAAGGGAAGUAACUCUAAAUCCUAGUUGUGAAUGGUUGUAUUCCGGUACUUCAUAGAAGGGAUAUAGACUUUAUUAACAAAAGUUUGUUCUUACUAAGGGGAAAUAACUCUGAAUCCCGACCAUGUGAACAGAGAUGUGAGAUAGUUAUGAUGUGUUAUAAGUUAUGAUUGUUAUUAGAUGCAUAAUGUUGUAUGCAUAUAUUUAUGGAGUCAUAAUGAAAUAUAAGAUCUGACGUUUAAACUACUGUGAUACAAGUGGUGAUGAUGUUUGUUAAGGGUACUACAGCAGUAAUUCGAGACAGGGUAACACUGAAAAUACUCUCUGAGUAAAUCUUUUUUUAUGGUAUAAGAUAAGUAUUUCUGGUAAUAUAAAUUCAUAUAAGGCCAGACCAAUUUAAUUACUUCCUUUUUAUGUUUUAUUUAUCACAGGAUAACUGAAAGCAAGAGUAAAAACAAUUAAAAAGUCAAUGAAUAUGUUUAUCACUGUUUUUUUUUUGUAUAAUGCAUACUUUUUUAGGUUUAUUCGUGGGUUGAAAAAUCUUUAUUAAGGGAAGAGGCAUGAACAAAUUUGCCAAAAUAUUUGUAACUGUAAACAUUAAGUUGGUCUGGCCUUAAAACUAUUUCUUCAUGUCGCUAAUUAAAAUCGUGCAUAGUUUGUAGAAAGAAUUUUGUAGUGAGGAUCAGAAUAACUAAAAUUUUUAUUUAUUUGUCCAUCUUUCCCGUCAUGGUCAUAAUUACAUUAUAUGUUUUCCAGUGGUCAACUCUCCUGUUUAAAAAGGUGCAAUGUGUUAUCCAUUUGUGUGUAUGUUUCAGUUUGCAAGAUGUUUUAGCCUGGAAUGUUAUUUGCUAAAUUUUGUACAAAUGUUCUUAAAAAAAUCUUUGAUAUAAUUCUGUUAUCUUGAAGUCUGGAGUCAGAGAUUCUUUCAUAAUAGAAGUUCUAUGAUAUUUUGUUAAAAAAUAUUUAUGCAUCCAUUCUGGGUACUUACCAAAGAAUACAUUUAGGGAAAUAAAGGUUUAUUUUGGGUAGAUUUAUGUGUAUUUAAGGACUAAGAGAUGUGAGUAUUUGGGCAAUAUGUAAUAUAAACAAUAUAUUUAUAAUUGAAAUUCAUGUCUCUUGAUUUUGAUAUUCAUUGAAAUUUUUUUAAUAGUAUUCAUAGGUAUAUUUUUGUGACAUAAAUACUUACAAUUCCAAUUGGAAGAGUUACAAGGAAACAUCUCCUGAACAGACUAGCAUCUGCUAAUGAGUUGAGCAGUUAUAGCUAUUGGCUAUACGUAUGCUGGUGGAGUGCUAACAUUGGUGCUAUAAACACAGGGUGGCUGUGUUCGGACGAUAAGGGCCAGAAUGUUCGACUGUAUCUUAAUAUGGCAAUAAAAUGUGCUUUCUUCAGUUUUCAA